Messenger RNA from Penicillium daleae, 3030 nucleotides. RefSeq lists its product as uncharacterized. The transcript is spliced from 7 exons. Gene Ontology annotation, molecular function: alpha-amylase activity; calcium ion binding. Gene Ontology annotation, biological process: carbohydrate catabolic process. The coding region runs from base 1 to 3030 and encodes 1009 amino acids. The record is from RefSeq and is a predicted model, not a curated record. Lineage: Eukaryota; Fungi; Ascomycota; Eurotiomycetes; Eurotiales; Aspergillaceae.
AUGACGGAUCGAUUCGCGCGCACCGAUGGGUCGACUACGUCUCCCUGUGAUCUCGAGGAGGGAAACUAUUGUGGAGGCACGUGGAGAGGAACGAUUAACCAGCUCGACUAUAUCCAGGGGAUGGGAUUCGAUGCUGUCAUGAUCUCCCCAAUCAUCAAAAACAUCGACGGCCGGGUUUCUUAUGGUGAGGCCUACCAUGGAUACUGGCCACUGGACAUAUAUGAUCUGAACUCGCACUUUGGAACAUCCCAAGACUUGCUGGACCUAAGCGACGCUCUGCAUGCUCGCGGAAUGUACCUGAUGAUGGACACGGUCAUCAACAACAUGGCCUACAUCACCAAUGGUACCGAUCCUGCCACACACAUCGACUACUCGGUCUUUACACCGUUCAACAAUGCAGAUUAUUUUCAUCCCUAUUGCGAGAUUACGAAUUGGAAUAAUUACACCGAUGCGCAGCUUUGUCAAACAGGUGACAACGAGACAGCACUGCCUGAUCUCUUCACUGAACACAGUGAUGUCCAACAGCUUCUGGAAAAUUGGGCAACGGACACGAUAAAGAAAUAUUCUGUCGAUGGACUUCGAAUUGAUGCCGCAAAGCACGUCAGUCCAGGCUUCUUGAAAAAUUUUGGAGAUAAAGCUGGUGUGUUCAUGACCGGAGAAGUUCUCGACAGUCAUGUGGACAUUGUUUGUAACUAUCAAAGCAAUUAUAUUGGGAGUAUGCCCAAUUACCCCAUCUACUACGCUAUGAUCCAUGCAUUCAUCAACGGCAACACCACCGAGCUCCCGAAUCAAGUGGAAGUGAUGAAACGCACGUGCCCAGAUGUCACUGCAAUGGUCUCAUUCUCUGAAAAUCAUGACCUUCAGCGUAUUGCAAAUAUGACGGAUGAUAUGUCGCUUGCGAAGUCAAUCAUCACGUUCACGUUGCUGUUUGAUGGCGUUCCGAUGAUCUACCAAGGCCAAGAGCAACACUUGAAUGGAGUAUUCAACCCGUGGAAUCGUGAAGCUAUCUGGCUAUCUGGCUACAAUAAUGACACCGUGCUUUACAAACUCAUCGCGACGCUGAACAGAAUCCGGAAACAUGCCUACAACAUGGACUCGGACUAUAUUGAUAGCAAGACACAUUCUAUCUACACGGGCGGCAGUGAGUUGGCUUUCUCCAAGGGCGUCGAGGGCCGACAGGUCGUCAUGCUUCUAUCGAACCAAGGCAUGCAAGGCAAACCCUACCAGCUUACGCUACCAGUCUCCUACAAUGCUGGGACUGCCGUGACCGAUGUGUUGAAUUGCAAAGCCUACGCAGUCAAUGAGUAUGGUGGGCUCGCUAUCGACAUGAAUCAAGGAGAGCCCAGAGUGCUGUUCCCUACCAAACUGAUGAUAGAAGCAGCCAAGAACCUUGAUCAAUUACCCUCGUGGACUGCGCCCGAUAAUACACUAAUUCUGCAGGCAUUUGAAUGGCAUGUUCCUGCCGAUCGGCGCCAUUGGAAUCGAUUAAAGGCUGCUUUGCCGGAUUUCAAGGCGAUAGGCGUUGACCAGAUAUGGAUUCCCCCGGGAUGUAAGGGAAUGGACCCUGCGGGCAAUGGCUACGAUAUCUAUGACUUGUAUGAUCUGGGGGAAUUUGAUCAAAAGGGAGCGAUCUCGACAAAGUGGGGCACUAGGAAAGAGCUGGAGGACUUGGUUUGCCAAUCUCAAGCCCUGGAUAUCAAAAUUAUCUGGGAUGCUGUGCUCAAUCAUAAGGCUGGAGCUGAUUUCCCAGAGAGUUUCAAGGCAGUGGAGGUAGAUCCUAAGAGAAGGGACAUUGAAAUAUCCAAGCCGUUGGAAAUAGAUGGCUGGGUGGGCUUCGAUUUUCGUGGCCGUGGCGACUUGUACAGUUCCAUGAAGUACCACUGGCAGCAUUUCAGCGGCGUCGACUGGGACGACAAGCGCAAACACCAGGCGAUCUACAAAAUCCAUGCGCCCCACAAGGACUGGGCCUCUGAUGUGUCGGGGGAAAAUGGCAACUACGACUACCUCAUGUUUGCUGACCUUGAUCUCUCGCACCCAGAAGUCCGCGAAGACAUUCUACAAUGGGGAAACUGGAUUACUGAUACAUUAUCCCUUGGCGGAAUGAGGCUGGAUGCAGCAAAGCAUUUCUCCGCGAAGUUCCAAAAAGACUUCGUGAACCAUAUUCGCAGCACUUCCAAUCCGGAUUUCUUCGUGAUCGGAGAGUACUGGACCGGGGACGUGCAAGCCAUUAUGGACUACCUGGAGACGCUUGAGAAUAAAAUUGUGGCGUACGACGUUCCUCUGGUUGAGAAAUUCUCAGAACUGUCGCAUACACGCGACGCAGACCUUCGUGGUAUUUUCAAGGAUUCUUUGGUACAGCGCAGGCCAGACCAGGCUGUAACCAUUGUGUCAAAUCAUGAUACACAACCAGGACAAAUGCUUGAGACUCCAGUAGCAUCUUCGUUCAAAUUGCUAGCCUAUUCGUUGAUACUUCUCCGAAAAGAAGGCCAUCCUUGUGUAUUCUAUGGCGACAUUUAUGGCAUACGAGGCGAAAAUAUCGCACACCCAAACACCCCAGCAUGCAAUGGCAAGCUCCCAAUCCUGACCACAGCACGGAAACUAUAUGCCUACGGCGAACAAGAAGACUACUUUGACCAACCAAACUGCAUCGGUUCGUAUUUCCAAUCCUUCCCCCCCUCCCCCUUUUUAAUUUUGCAAUUUCAUUUUGGACUUAUCAUUCCUGAGGAUGUCUCAGGUUUUGUUCGCUAUGGAAAUUCUCGUCACCGUUCGGGUCUCGCCUGCAUUAUCAGCAAUUCAGGCGCAGCCAAAAAGCGGAUGUUCAUUGGUCGAGAUAAUACGAGCCAGCGGUGGAUAGAUAUCUUGGGACACCGGGCAGGAGCUGUCGUUAUCGACAAAUGGGGCUACGGGUUUUUCACUGUCAACGCAAUGAGUGCCAGCGUAUGGGUUGAUUCAGACGCAGUCUCCAGUGCUGGCCUCGCGGAGAAGUUGUACGGUCUUCCUAUCUUCCCCCAUUUCUCGGUUCUGUGCUAA